Molecule: messenger RNA, 2688 nt
Organism: Vicia villosa (hairy vetch)
Lineage: Eukaryota; Viridiplantae; Streptophyta; Magnoliopsida; Fabales; Fabaceae
Product: protein phosphatase 2C 53-like
Exons: 5
Coding region: 648-2297 (549 amino acids)
Biological process (GO): protein dephosphorylation
Molecular function (GO): cation binding; protein serine/threonine phosphatase activity
Source: RefSeq, a predicted model, not a curated record
UUUUUGUUACUUGUUUGUUUUGGUUUUUCUCUUUUUCUUAUACUUUCUUUCAUUCAUUGAUUGAUUUGAUUUUGUAAUAUUAAUAAUAAUGAUGACUAUUGAGAUUGCUAGUCUGUGAUGUGUUGCCUCAGAUCCAGGCAAGUUACAGUGGAAAAAAGAUAAGGGUUGUUGUUUGUUAUUGUUGUUGUGGUUUUUUUCAUCCCUUUUUAAAUUUCUCUCUUUUUAAUUGGUGGGUUUAGUUUUCUUUAGUGCAAUUUGUUUUCAUGUAUAUAAAGUUUGUAUUUUUGCAUGUUUUCAGGUUGUUUCCAUUGUUCUUCCUAUAGGUGACAAAGGUAGACAGAAGAGGGUUGUGGCAAUAGCUUUUUAUGGUGAAAAUUUCUUGAAAUGGAAGUUUGGAUCCAUUGUUGUUGACCAGAUCUGAUUACUUCAAUUCAAUCUUGUAGCUGGUUCAUACUUCGUAUAUUGGUUGAAUUUCGGUUCGUAUUUUGUUAUAUAGGGUCUCCUUAGGAAUGGAAUAUGUUACUUUUCAGAUUUUAGAAUCCUUUUCAAUGAGAAAAAGAUGUGAUCAAUUAGUUGAAACAUGAAGGGUUUUGCGAUAUCGAAGGGGUGGGAGGUUAACUUUUUGUUUUAUCUAGAUAGGGAUUUCAAUGGAAGAAUUGUUGUAUGUGGUUACAGUGCCAUUGAGAGUAGGUAACUUCGUCUGCGAUAACUCGGUCAUAGUUAUACACAUGGAUUUAUCCAGAUUUAAAGUAAUGGAAGAUGCAGGGUCGUUGUCUAAUUCUGUAAGUAAGGUUUCCACCGAGACAGUUGUAGGUUCGGACUAUAGCCGUAAUGUUGAAAUAGGUGUCACAGAAGUCACGGCACCAGAAUUGGAUAGGGAAGGAGAAGUUCCUUUGGUGGAAAUGAUAUCCCAAAAUAAAAGUGAUUUGGUUUCUAGUGAUGUAGCGUUGGUUCCAGAAAGCGAGGAGGAUGAUUCGUUAUCAUUGGAAGGUGAACAGUUUAUUGAUAGCUCGUGUUCUCUAUCGGUUGUCAGUGAGAAUAGUAGUAUAGGUGGAGAAGAGUUUGUUGCUUCUGAUGCUACUUCAGAAGUUGGAACACCACGUUCGGUAUAUGUAGAGAAGAUUGUCGGUCCUGUCAAUAUUGUUGCUCACGCCGCUGAUUUGGGGGAGUCGAAUGUUGACACGGAUAUUGUGAGUGAAUCCCUUACCGUGGCUGUGAGUCUUGACCAAGAGAUUGGAGUUGAGUCGGACCUAAAACCUACUACGGUUGUUGUUGAUCAUCAGAUGCCUCAGGAAGAGGGAACGAGUGUAACCGUUGUCCGGAGUGUUUUUGAAUUGGAUUAUACCCCAUUAUGGGGAUUCAUAUCGCUAUGUGGAAGAAGACCUGAAAUGGAAGACGCAUUUGCAACUGUUCCUCAAUUCUUGAAAAUUCCUAUUCAGAUGUUGAUUGGUGAUCGAGUACCUGACGGAAUAAACCGAUGUUUUAGGCCGCAGAUGACUCAUUUCUUUGGAGUAUAUGAUGGCCAUGGAGGCUCUCAGGUGGCAAAUUAUUGUCGUGAACGCCUUCAUUUGGCAUUGGCUGAGGAAAUAGAACUUGUCAAGGAAGGUUUAAUCAAUGGAAGUACCGUGGAUAGUUGCCAAGAUCAGUGGAACAAAGCAUUCACCAACUGUUUCUUAAAGGUUGAUGCUGAAAUUGGAGGAACGGCCAAUAAUGAAGCUGUUGCGCCAGAAACGGUUGGUUCCACUGCAGUAGUUGCUCUAAUAUGUUCAUCUCAUAUCAUAGUUGCAAAUUGUGGUGAUUCAAGAGCCGUUCUUUGUCGCGGCAAAGAACCAAUGGCGUUAUCAGUGGACCAUAAACCAAACCGAGAAGAUGAAUAUGCUAGAAUUGAAGCAGCCGGAGGAAAAGUGAUACAAUGGAAUGGUCAUCGUGUAUUCGGUGUUCUUGCAAUGUCAAGGUCUAUCGGUGACAGAUAUUUGAAACCGUGGAUUAUCCCAGAACCAGAAGUUCAAUUCAUUCCACGUGCAAAAGAAGACGAAUGUCUCAUUCUAGCCAGCGACGGUCUAUGGGAUGUGAUGACAAAUGAAGAGAUCUGUGACUUGGCUCGAAAACGAAUACUUCUUUGGUACAAGAAAAACAGCUCAGAACUACCAUCAGAAAGGGGGGAGACGAGUGACCCCGCAGCUCAAGCUGCAGCAGAGUUCCUCUCAAAUCGUGCUCUUCAGAAAGGAAGCAAAGACAACAUAACCGUGAUAGUCGUGGAUCUGAAACCUCAACGAAAGUAUAAGAACAAGACAUGAUGAUUCCAAGGUUGUGGGAAGAUUAUUAUUGUACUAUAGAAGCAUAAUAUAAUCGUCCAAUAUAGUUUUUCGCCCAUUAAUUUUUCACAAGGGCAUUCAUCUUCUGAUCUGUACUAUAAUACAUCUUACAUAGAACUCAACUAAUUAAGAGUCUACAUAUCCAAUGCAUUGGAUUGGAGCUAUGUAAAUUUAGCUGCUUAUUGUAGGGAUGAUAUCCAAUUCCUUUGACAUCUUUUUAGCUUAUUGUAUUCAUUAUUGUGCCUCCAAGUACAAAGGCUUUGUGAGGCAUUUACUUGAAUAUUAUUGUAGCAUGUGUGUUUAUAAAGCAGUAACCAAUUUGUAAGUGGUUUUUAGUUUUAUAUUAAACUGUAGCGUGUUUGUUUAUUACCAA